AACUUUCGAAAUGACGAAGGCAGCGAAGAAGGGCUCACCAGCCAAGAAAGAAACGAAGACGAAGAAGAGCAAAACCAAGGACCCUAACGCUCCCAAAAGGGCCAUGUCCGCUUUCUUCUUCUGGAUGGCGGACAAUCGCGAGCGUUUAAAGAAGCCAGGCAUGGGAGUUGCCGAAGUCGCAAAGGCCGCCGGUGUCGAAUGGGGCAAAGUCACUGACAAAUCGAAGUGGGAGAAGAAAGCAGCCGAGGACAAAAAACGUUACGAGUCCGAAAUGGCUGCAUACAAGGGAAGCGAUUAG
Cylicocyclus nassatus is the source of this 298-nucleotide messenger RNA. Lineage: Eukaryota; Metazoa; Nematoda; Chromadorea; Rhabditida; Strongylidae. The record is from the annotation of a GenBank genome assembly.